AUGAUAGUUCAACUGAUUUGUACUAUAAUUUCUGCGAUCCUAAAUUCAACUUUGAUAGUUUUAAUAUGGACCAGAUCCCCUCCACAGACAGGAAAAUACAGAUGGUUAAUGACAUUUACCGCUGUUUUCGAAAUAUUUUGGGGUGCAUUUGAUCUUCCAUCAGAAAUCAUUGCUCAUUCGGCUGGAUGUGCAUUUAUUGCUUUUCGUGUUGAUUAUCCAGAUUCAGUUCUUCAACCAUAUCAUUCUGGAUAGAUGCUGAUGAUUUACUGUGCAAUUUUUGGAGCAUCAAUGGCAAUUUUUGCUUCACAUUUUUUGUAUAGAUUCGGAUCAAUUGAAAUAAAAUUCGGAAAAAAGUUCACAACCGGUUGGAAAUUCAGCCUUUUAUUCUUGUUUCCCCUGAUGUAUGGUAUCUGGUGGUGGAAAAAUCCCGAUAUGGAUGAAUAUAUGAGAGACUUGAUCAUGAGAACAGUUGGGCAACCAUUUGAAAGAAUUACUUAUUUUGGUGCAAAAUUUUAUAAUUACGACGAGGAAGGAAGAAUGUCAUUGAACAAAAAUGCUUGGAUUGGACUUUGUCAAACUUCAUUUAUGGUGAGCAGCUCUUUGGCAUGUGUGUUCGGUUUCGGAACAUUGUGCUAUCGGCGUCUUUCGGAUACGUUAUCAAUUGUUUCAAAUGCCCCAAAUAAUCUUCAAAAGCAACUGUUCUAUGCAUUAUGCUUCCAAACUCUUAUCCCUUUAGUUCUAAUGCACUUUCCCAUCACCAUUUUCUUCCUCGGUCCAAUGCUUACUCUUGAUACUGAUUUUACCACAACGAUUGCAUUCCAUACAAUUAUAAUUUAUCCAGCUGUUGAUCCACUUCCAAACUUUGUUAUCAUCAAAAACUAUCGCGAAGCUGUGUUGAAUAUGUUCCGUUGGAUGUUCUGCGGAAGACAAGCAAAUUCUCAAAACCCGCACGGUGUUGUUUCCAUUAAUAGUUUGAAUAUUCAUACAACAACUUUGUGA
This is a messenger RNA of Caenorhabditis elegans, 999 nucleotides long. NCBI's taxonomy places the organism in Eukaryota, Metazoa, Nematoda, Chromadorea, Rhabditida, Rhabditidae. The record is from the annotation of a RefSeq genome assembly.